Molecule: messenger RNA, 2295 nt
Organism: Teleopsis dalmanni
Lineage: Eukaryota; Metazoa; Arthropoda; Insecta; Diptera; Diopsidae
Exons: 1
Coding region: 1-2295 (764 amino acids)
Molecular function (GO): zinc ion binding; nucleic acid binding
Source: RefSeq, a predicted model, not a curated record
AUGGGUUUCAGUUCGCUAGUGGAUCGCCAAAAGGCAUUGGGCGACAAAAUCAAACAAUUUAUUGGUAAUUGCAAAAAAGCUGGAAAACCUCGCAGAACUUCUCAAUUCUAUACAGACAAGAUUCAAGAAUUGCAAAGGUUGGGUGACGAAUAUCAUGAAAAUCAUCAGGAAAUCAUGGCUUCAGUGGACAAGGUUGACGACCAUGAAUACUUGGUGAACAAAGAGUAUCAGAGUAUUCUUAAAAUGAUUGUCGAUUACAACAAGGUUCUAGAAAUUGAAGCAAUAGAGCUAGAAAAAUCAUCUUCAGCAAGCAAUGGCACAACAAUUGAGCAAAACAAACAGAUAAAUGAUUCAAACAUUCGGAAACUACUCCGAAAUCAGAAGGCACUCAUACGUGUAAUUGAAAGAACAAUAGAAGGAAUCAUGGUCAACAGGCAAGUUGAACAACCAUCUACAUACUAUUCUAUAAAGGCAGCCAGUCUUGAAGGAUAUAUGGUCGAUUUAACGGCAAAUAACACAACGUUAUGGGAAGCUACCGACGAAAGCAUCAUUGAGGACUACACACUGGAAAUGUUUUAUGAACUCGAGGAAAAGGCAGGAGCUGCCAUGAUCGAACUACAGCAACAUUUGCAUAAUAAUCAGACAAUUCGCAACUCAAGACAGACAGAUUGCGAAUUGCCUCUACCAAGAAUAUCACUACCAAAAUUUGAUGGAAACUACAUGCGGUGGGUGGAAUUCAAGGACUUGUAUAUGGAAUUGGUCCACAACACGGACAUCAGUGACAGCAAAAAAAUGCAUUAUCUGACUACAUCAUUGGAUAACGAGCCAAAGGGGCUAAUUAGACAUCUUCCAGUAGUAGGAGAAAAUUACAAUAUAGCCUGGACUUUACUUACAAGUCGUUAUGAAAAUAAACGACUUCUGGUUACAACACUCCUAAAUAAAUUAAUGGGACAAUCCUCCAUUAAAAGGGAGUCGGCACCAGCAUUAAAAUCUCUACACGAUGUAAGCAAGGAAUGCAUACAUGGUCUCAAGGCUCAAGGAGUUCCAGUCGAACAUUGGGAUAUUAUCCUGGUACAUCUAUUGCUGCGCAAGCUGGAUGCAGAAACUCUAACAGCUUUCGAACAAGGGCUAUCAGACAACAAACGUUUAAUAACCAUUGAUGAAUUGCUAAAAUUUUUGGAACAUAGAUUUCAAUCACUUGAGGCUAGGGGAAAAGGAGAUUCAUCAUUCACUCGAACAUGUGCUUCAGCUACAAAAUUUGGUUUAAGUAAAACCUGUCCAAUUUGCAAUAAAGACGGUCACAUGGUCUAUGCUUGCAAAAAAUUCGAGACGGCUAAUCUAUCACAACGUUGGAAUUGGGUUAAAGAGUUCAAUUUGUGUGUGAACUGCCUCAGGAUUGGACAUCGAGCUGAUGAGUGUAAAUCAAGGCACUGCACUAAGUGUUCUAAAAAACAUAACACUUUGAUGCAUAAUCCAAAGGGGAAUCAAUACACAAAAGGUACUGUUCUUCAAGGAAAUAACUCGACGCCUCAACAAACAGGUCAAGCUUCAGUUUCAAACCAAUCAUCAAAUAAAAUAACUCUUUUAACAAACAAUACCAGACAGGAAUCUAAUUAUGUCUUAUUAGGGACGGCCAGAAUAAGAUUGCUGGCAUCAAAUGGAAGACAAAUUGAAUGCAGAGCAGUAUUGGACUCUGGCUCUCAAAUCAAUCUCAUAACAAACCGCCUGUCACAAAAAUUGGGCUGCAAGCCUAGGCCAACGCUUAUGAGUAUGGAAGGCGUAGGAGCAAAUGAAUCAAAAAUACGUCAUCAAACAAUAAUUCGAGUACAAUCAACGUUGAACGAAUUUGUAGCAGAGAUGGAUGCACAUAUCAUACCAAAAAUCGUUUCAGAUCAGCCAAUGCAGUAUUUGAAUAUCGAAUCCUGGGAUAUUCCAAAGGAAUUAACUCUCGCUGAUCCAGAUUUUAACAAACCUGGCCGAAUAGAUUGCCUGUUAGGAGCAGAGAUCUUUUUCAAGUUACUUAUUGAAGGUCAAAUAAAACUAGCAGGUAGUCUUCCAAUACUUCAGAAUUCUAUUUUUGGAUGGGUUGUAGCUGGCAAUGUUGAAACUUUAAAUUCAAGCACGGCAACUUGUGGCAUAUGCACUACUAAGGAACUAGAAGAAUCUAUAUUGAAAUUCUGGGAAUCAGAAGAAAUUCCAGAUUCAACUUCGGAACUCACAGAAGACGAAUUGCGUUGUGAGUCACAAAUUUUUUGCAACACACUUUUCGAGGAAGUGAUAGCAGAUUUGUUGUAA